Messenger RNA from Monopterus albus (swamp eel), 5537 nucleotides. RefSeq names its product LLGL scribble cell polarity complex component 1 (gene llgl1). Gene Ontology annotation, molecular function: myosin II binding; GTPase activator activity. Bases 298 to 3504 code for a protein of 1068 amino acids. Gene Ontology annotation, biological process: Golgi to plasma membrane transport; cortical actin cytoskeleton organization; regulation of establishment or maintenance of cell polarity. Gene Ontology annotation, cellular component: cytoplasm; cortical actin cytoskeleton; plasma membrane. The transcript is spliced from 24 exons. The record is from RefSeq and is a predicted model, not a curated record. NCBI's taxonomy places the organism in Eukaryota, Metazoa, Chordata, Actinopteri, Synbranchiformes, Synbranchidae.
GGGCGUUUCUGGCUAAUUGCUCGCAGACUUCGUCGCCCUCAUUGGUUCACAACUACGGUUCAGCGUGAACCGGGAGGAGGGGGAGCUAUGGUCAAACCCACCGAGCCCCAAACGGCGUCAGGAAGGAUAAGAUAGCGGAGAGCCGCAGCCCGCAGUAGUUGUGUUGUAGCCCCGCUUUCAGCCUGUAUGGGCUAGUCGGCUAGCUAGCUUAGCAUCGUCCUACUACGCCGCGCCGCCGAGAAGCCCGGGUCGCUACCUCACGGUUUUCCUCUUCGUUCCCCGCUGCCCGGCUCCAGGAUGAUGAAGUUUAGGUUUCGUCGGCAGGGCACCGACCCGCAGAGAGAAAAGAUAAAACAGGAGCUUUUCGCCUUCAGCAAGACUGUGGAGCAUGGGUUCCCCCAUCAGCCCAGUGCUUUGGCCUUUGACCCCAAGCUGCAGCUUAUGGCGAUUGGCACAAAGUCAGGAUCCAUCAAAGUCUACGGGGCCCCCGGUGUGGAGUUUACAGGGCUGCACAAAGACCUCAGUGCUGUCACGCAGAUCCACUUCCUGCCUGGACAGGGCCGCCUGCUGUCCCUGUUGGAUGACAACACGAUUCACUUGUGGGAGCUGGUGGUGGGGGCCUCCAGAGAGGUGGGAGGGGUCAAGAGAGAGGGAGUGGUCUCUCUCCAGGAAGUGGGCAACUACAGCCUCCCAGGGAGACCUGGCAUUGAGAGCUGCAGUGCCACUCGAGUGACUGUCCUCCUCUUGCUGAGAUCAUGUGACCUGCUCUGCAUUGGAACAGAGGGUGGGGGUGUCUACUUCUUGGAUCUACCUCGCCUCUCUCUGAAAGACACCCAGACACUGCUCCAGGAUCAGAUCACACAGAGCCUUCCAGAUGACCACAGAUGUGGAAAGUCCUUAGGGCCAGUGGAGUCUCUUCAGGAACAUCCUCAGCGGGCAGGAAAGAUACUGAUCGGCUACAGCCGAGGCCUGGUGGUCCUGUGGGACCUGAGCACCCGUCACGCUGAACAGCUCUUCCUGGGCAAACAGCAGCUGGAGAGCCUGGUGUGGGAACGCUCUGGAAGCUUGUUUGUCAGUUCCCACAACGAUGGCAGCUACUCUGUGUGGCCUGUUGUCAGCGGCAACACCUACAGUCAUCAGCCAGCAUCUUCCACCAUUCCUUAUGGUCCAUUUCCCUGCAAGGCCAUCAACAAGAUCCUUUGGAGGACAACGUGCACAGGGUCCCCAGUGUUGCUGUACAGCGGAGGAAUGCAGAGAGCCAGCUACGGCGACCGCCACUGUCUGACCAUUCAGCGGGACAAGGACCACGUCACCCUCGACUUCACAUCCCGUGUCAUUGACUUCUUCACUGUCCACAGUAUAGAGCCGGAGAAAGAGUUUGAUGACCCCUCUGCGUUGGUAGUGCUACUAGAAGAGGAGCUGGUGGUAAUCGACCUCCAGACUCCGGGGUGGCCCUCUCUGCCCACUCCUUACCUGGCUCCUCUCCACUCCUCAGCCAUCACCUGCUCCUGCCACAUCUCCAGCGUCCCUCCUAAACUCUGGGAGAGGGUGGUCAACGCCGGCCGAGCACAGCAGGGCCGGCAACGCACUCACAGGAGUUGGCCAAUAUGUGGAGGAAAAAACCGGGCGCCACCACCAAGACAACAAGAGCUGUUAUUGACAGGGCAUGAGGACGGCACUGUUCGUUUCUGGGAUGCAUCGGGUGUCGCUCUUACCCCGCUGUACAAACUCAGCACAGCCAACAUCUUCCACACUGACUGUGACCCUAGCGACGACCCUCAGGACCCUAGCAGUGACCCUGAUAUGCAGCAGGAGGAGGAGGAAUGGCCUCCCUUCAGGAAGGUGGGCUGUUUUGACCCGUACAGCGAUGACCCCAGGCUCGGCAUCCAGAAGAUCAGUCUGUGCAAAUACAGCAACAGGCUGGUGGUGGCUGGAACUGCUGGACAGGUGAUUGUGCUGGGUCUGAGCGAUGACCGUUCAGCCCACUUGGUGGACGUGUCAGUGGUUGAUCUGCUGCAGGACAGGGAGGGCUUCACCUGGAAGGGUCAUGACAGACUGGAGCCGCGCCUUAAACCUGCCCCCUUCCCCCCAGGCUUUCAGCCACUGGUGCUGGUGCAGUGCCUGCCCCCGGCCUCGGUCACAGCGGUGGCACUGCAUGCAGAGUGGAACCUGAUCGCCUUUGGGACGAGUCAUGGGUUUGGCCUAUUUGACUACCACAGACGAAACACUGUGUUGGCCAGGUGUACCCUACACCCUAAUGACUCACUGGCAAUGGAGGGCCCCCUGUCCAGGGUCAAGUCCUUGAAAAAGUCCCUGCGACAGAGCUUCAGACGCAUCCGCAAAAGCAGGGUGUCCGGGAAGAAACGCACCAUCGCCACACCCACCAGAAAGAUCCAAGAGGCCAACGCUGCUCUAGCAGAGCAGGAGGAAGUCGCUCCGGUCCAGCGGAGGAUUGAGCCGCGGUCAGCAGACGACUCGCUGUCUGGAGUGGUCCGAUGUUUGUGCUUCGCCGACACCUUCCUGCGUGACGGUACACACCACGGCCCCACACUAUGGGCAGGCACCAACUCAGGCAGUGUGUAUGCCUACGCUCUGGAGGUACCCGGCAUAGGCUUAGGGCGUGCGUGUGAGCGAGGUGGAGCAAGUGAAAGCAGUGUGUGUGUGGAGGCGGUGCUGGGUAAAGAGAUCCAGCUGAUGCACAGGGCCCCCGUGGUGUCGAUUUGCAUGUUGGACGGCCGGGGGAAGCCGUUACCGGACCCAUAUGAAGCCUCCCAGGACCUCGCCAUCGCACCGGAUAUGACCAAUGCUCAUUCUGUCCUCAUUGCAUCGGAGGAACAGCUCAAGGUGUUCUCUCUCCCUAAAGUGAGCGCCAAGACUAAGUUCAAGCUGACUGCGCAUGAAGGCUGUCGGGUGAGAAAGGUGGCCCUGGUGGUUUUCAGCUCCACGGCUCAGGAGGACUACAGUGAACACACACUGGUCUGUCUGACCAACCUGGGGGACAUGCACCUCUUCAACAUACCGGGCCUCCGACCACAGGUGCGCUACAACUGCAUCCGCAAAGAAGACAUCAGCGGCAUUGCAUCCUGUGUCUUCACCAAGACUGGACAAGGGUUUUAUCUGAUCUCUCCCUCAGAGUAUGAACGAUUCUCCCUCUCAGCGAAGGUCCUCACUGAGCCACUGUGCUCUGUUCAGCUGGACCGACCGCUGGAGCCCACACCUGCCAGCGACGGCACAACGACGCAGCCGCAGGCCAACGGUACCCGCAAGAACCAGCUGGGUCAGGCUGAGGGACAAACAGAGGAGUCUCUGAGCAGCCUGUCCUCUCCCGUCCUGGACACACCGCUGGACUCCCCCCUCAGCUGUGCCGACCUCACCAUCGACUCCACCGGAGAAAUAACUGUGGAGGAUGUCAGGGAUUUCCUAACCACUGUGGACGAGGCCGAGAACAACCUGAAGAACAUCAGUGAGGAGGAGGGACGUCCGACGGGUAUCCUCAUCAACUGAACAGGAUUGCAGAAAGGGGCUGAAGAGGUCUGGAUGGACCGGAUUUCAGUGCUGGACCACAAAAUCUCCCACCCAGCCUACUGUCGAGCCCCCAGCGAGCAGUGAGCACUCUCUUGUUAGCCUGGCACAAACUGGGAGGAAUGCCUCAAUAAGACUGGCUGUGGCUUCUUCUACUGGAAGAACUAAAUCUUCUUCUUCUUCUGUAAUUGCUUUGGACAUGGCGUCACGCUCUGGACAGACUCGGAGCUGAUGAUUCUGACUUCAAGACCUAAAGGCUGAAAUUUCCGUCGUCCAUCUUGAAUCCCUGUGAUCGAACCUCCUAGUCCUUCCCACAGUGACUCGGUGGUUGCAGCGUGUUUUUCUGGGCAUUAAGACUGGCCCAGCCUCGGAGGAAAGGGCUGUUGCACACUGCGUAGGAGAUUUAACGGUGACGUUGCUAUGUUUUCAUUUUUCUACCCACAGUCUGUAGCAUGCUGGGGCUCAGUCUGAGUUUUUCCCUCAGCUGGAGCUGGUGCUCUGUGGCCAGAUGUGCUUGUUGAUUCCUUGUGGAUGCGACGGACUGUUCUGCACACUGCUCGGCGAGACCACAGCCCUGUGAAUGACCCAUGUGUAUGAACUGAGGACAUAAGCAGAGACUGAAAGGGAGCAUUGUGGUGUUUGAGUUCACACUAGCAAAUUAAGUAUUUUGAAUAUCUGAGUAUUGAAAUGGUUAUAGAAUUUCUGCUCUUCCCCUUGUUAGGUGCCAGUAAGGGUAGUUGAAUUGCUUUACCCAGUGUCUUAUUUGUCCUAUGGGGCAAAUCCACUGUCCCUGUUUAUUGGGUAACAUAAAUCAGCUGUUUUCAAACCAGUGUUACACACAGACACAUUUCCACAAAGGUUGAAACAAGCUCUCUGUGUACUCUCUUGGUACUGAUGGGGGAAAAAAUGAGCACUGGGGUAAUGAAAGUGUUUUGCAUUGCAAAGAUUGACAAAUAUGUUUUCUAUGGCUUGUGAAGAAAGGAAAGAUAUUUUAUGACCACUAUAGUUUGGGAUGCAGGAGGAAAGACUUCAGUGAUUCCAGAGGUAAACGAAGGUGUUGGACAGAUUUGGGUGAAAUAUUUUUGACACUUGAGGAAACACCCUUAUUGCUAAAUGCAUGGUGUGAGUACAUCCCUGGCUUCUCAGUCUAAAUGUGACGAAUUCUGCUUUUAUCAGGCAAAAGUGAGUAAGAGCAAAUUGGACUAUGUGCCAUUCAGCGAGGAGCUGGACAGUGAUGUCAUGGGAGUGCAACAUGGAGGUGUAAAGCUACGACAGUUGUCGUGGAUUAUUUGGCCUCCUCAUAUUCAGUGGUCAUCAGUGAAAGGUCGGACUUUUCCAGUUUUCUACCUUCACCGCUAUGAUUCAUGUGACAUCACUGUCCUCUCAGGUUUAUAGUAAUGAAGCUGUGCACAUCAUAACCUUGUAAUAUGAAGUUACCUAAGACGCAUGAAUUGACAGCCUGUCCGAUGAGCUCAGAGUUCAUUGUGAUUAGAAUUUGAGAAUAAAGCUUUUUUUUUUAUCCUCAUUUUUCUUUUCUAGUUUGAUAAAAUUGAGGAAAAUGAACAUUUCCUCAGAAAUGAAGGGGUUGAAAGUUAGUUUAAAUCCUCCUCCCUAAACAUUUAAUCAUCUCGUACAGAAAUGUUUUUGAUGGGACUCAGGGAAGUGUAGCAAGGAAAGCAAAGUCAGUGAGUGCCAAGUGUUAAUGUACUGUGGUGUUUGGUGCAUCCGGGAGAUCCCAGUUUACGGUUUUGGUGCAUUCUGGGUAACAUUGGCUAAUUACAGGGCUUUGAUCACCAGUAUUAUCUAGCCCUUUAAAACACUUACUGUUGUAAAGCAGAUGUAUACAGUAUAUGUGUUUACAGUAGGCCGUAAGUGUAAUAGAAUUGGACCCUGUCAUGGUCUGAAACCGCUCAGUAUUCCUACAGUAGCUUCUCGAUCACCUCACGUAAAUAGUUAGCUAAAGGUAAAAAAGGGAUCUCAUUACUAAUUAAUGUAAUGUUAGUUUAACAUAAAGG